AAAGAGUUCGAUGUUUGCGCGUGGGAGUUUUAGACGGGCUUUCAUGCCCUUAGAGGAAUUUAAGCGCAUUGUUCGCGGGUUGGGAUUCCGACAAGCGAAGCAGCUUAAAGAGUGGCUUCGUUCGGCAGAUUGUCCUGCGACAGUUCCGAAGUGUCCUGAGACCGUUUACCGGCGAGAUGGUUGGAUAUCGCACUUAGAAGCCCUGGGAGUACCACGGGCGCAGCAUGAGGC
This is a messenger RNA of Amoebophrya sp. A25, 231 nucleotides long. Lineage: Eukaryota; Dinophyceae; Syndiniales; Amoebophryaceae. The record is from the annotation of a GenBank genome assembly.